Ilex paraguariensis (yerba mate) is the source of this 2069-nucleotide messenger RNA. The record is from the annotation of a GenBank genome assembly. NCBI's taxonomy places the organism in Eukaryota, Viridiplantae, Streptophyta, Magnoliopsida, Aquifoliales, Aquifoliaceae.
AUGGCACUGCUGGAGUUCAAACUCAGCAAAGCCCUCACAAUGGCAGUGUUUCUCAAGAUCAGAAAUGAAGAAGUUCCUGAAGAUCUAAUUCUGUUCCCAACAACUUCACAUUUGGAGGCUUGCCAAUUUGUUGCAACAGAUCAUACAGCACAAUUAUGCCUUCGGAUUGUUGAUUGGCUUGAAGGAUUAGCCUCCAAAGCUCUUGAUUUGGAUAACAAGGUGCGCGGUUCUUAUAUUGGUACUUAUCUGCCCAGCACUGGAGUUUGGAAUCAUACUCAGCGGCUGUUAAAGAAAGGUGCUUCAAAUUCAAAGACAGUUCAUCACUUGGAUUUCGAUGCUCCAACGCGUGAACAUGCUCAACAACUAUCUGAUGACAAAGAACAGGAUGAGUCUCUUCUGGAAGAUGUCUGGACUUUACUAAGGGCUGGAAGAUUGAAAGAGGCAUGCGCUCUUUGCAGAUCUGCUGGACAGCCAUGGAGAGCUGCAACUCUAUUCCCAUUUGGUGGGUUGGACCAAUUUCCAUCUGUCGAAGCCUUAGUAAAAAAUGGCAAGAACAGAACCCUGCAAGCCAUUGAACUGGAAAGUGGCAUUGGUCAUCAAUGGCGGCUUUGGAAGUGGGCUUCAUAUUGUGCAUCAGAGAGAAUUGCAGAGCAAGAUGGUGGGAAAUAUGAAACAGCAGUAUAUGCAGCUCAGUGUAGUAACUUAAAGCGCAUUCUCCCGAUUUGUACAGACUGGGAGUCUGCAUGUUGGGCAUUGUCCAAGUCAUGGCUUGAUGUUCAGGUUGAUGUGGAAUUAGCCCGCCUUCAACCAGGUGGAGUGGAUCAAUUUAAAAGUUAUGAAGAUGCAAUUGAGAGAAGUCCGGGACAAGGUGUUGGUGUUUCUGCGUCGAGUGUGGGAUCAGAAAAUUGGCCUCUCCAAGUUCUGAAUCAGCAACCUCGAAAUCUUUCUGCUCUUCUGCAGAAACUUCAUUCAAGUGACACAGUGCAUGAAGCUGUUACUCGAGGAUGCAAGGAGCAGCAGCGGCAAAUUGAGAUGAAUCUCAUGCUCGGGGACAUACCACGACUGCUGGACCUCAUAUGGUCAUGGAUAUCUCCUUCGGAAGAUGGUCACAGUGACUUCAGGCCGCAUGGUGAUCCUCAGAUGAUUCGUUUUGGCGCGCAUCUGGUACUUGUGCUUAGAUAUUUGCUGAGUGAUCAAAUGAGGGAUGCUUUUAGAGAGAAGAUGAUGACUGUUGGUGAUCUCAUUCUUCACAUGUAUGCGAUGUUUCUGUUUUCAAAGCAACAUGAGGAGUUAGUUGGAAUUUAUGCUUCUCAGCUUGCACGUCAUCGUUGCAUCGAUCUGUUUGUGCAUAUGAUGGAGUUAAGGCUUAAUAGCAGUGUGCAUAUCAGAUAUAAAAUUUUCCUUUCAGCUAUUGAAUACUUGCCAUGUUCUCCUGGCGAUGAUUCAAAAGGUAACUUUGAAGAAAUUAUUGAGAGGGUUCUUUCAAGGUCUCGAGAAGUCAAAGUUGGAAAAUAUGAUAAGACAUCUGAUGUUGCAGAGCAACACCGAUUACUGAGUCUUCAAAAAGCUAUGGUCAUUCAGUGGCUCUGCUUUACACCUCCUUCCACGAUUAAUGAUGCUAAGAUUGUUAGUGCCAAACUUCUUCUCCGAGCAUUGAUGCAUAGGUAACUCACCAUACGUUAAUGAAGAGGAUUUCAUAGUUUGGUGUUUUGAUUUUCUUUUUCUUUUCUUUUCUGACAAAUGCUAUUUUUGGUGAUAAUGAAUUGAAGUUAUGGUUUUCAAGUGUUGCUGGCUUUAAAUCAGGAGUCAGCUUGAUGUUUUUGAUGUAUUCAUUGCUCUUGGUGCUUAUAGGUUAUAAGGUGGUGUUUUUGUAAUUCGCCUGUGCUUCUCACAUUAGUGUUUUUUCACAUCAUUUGCUUUUGCACUGUCAUCAUUCAUGCUUGCAGGGUUUGCUUGAUAUCAAUACUUAGCUGUCAUUCUUUUCUUCUUUUGUGUACGUGUGUUCUUAGCUUCAGUCUCACUGAACAUCUGUUUUUGAUUAUUUCCAUAGCAAUGUACUGUUCAGAGAG